CUAAGGGAAACAGGCUCGUUUUACAAGGUGUAAUAAGUUACGUGAAUAUGACACUUGAUAAGAAAAUUCACUCGCAGGAAACAAUACCCCCCACAGCAUUGAGGAAGUAUGCAGUAGUGGAUAUAUUUUUAUCCUCACGAUUACCACUACCUGUGUAAUUUUACCGUAAUAAUAAACACCGGUUAUGUGUGACGACUAAAUGGUAGCCUCUUCCAAUAUUCACUCAAAUGUCAAAUACAUUAAAUUCUCGUAAAGAAUAUACCCUAAUAUACCCUUAAGAAUAUACCCUGUACUAGAAUAUACUAGAGUCGGACGGAGGCUUUGAUUUAAAGGUUUCGUGAUUUUUGUAGAAAUAUUGCAAUAUUAAUGAAUUAUUAUCAAACAAUUAAUCAAAUGGUUAUUAAUCAAAUUAAUGAGUCAGUUAAUUAAUAUUAAAAACAUUGUCAGAAUUAGUAUGUUUUAUCAAAAUGACUUUCAUUACAAUUAAUUACAAAAUUUGAUAUGAUUUAUUAUUAAAAAAUCAGGAAAAAUUGAGAAAAGGUAGUUGUAAUUAUUUAUAAGGUAACUACAAUGAUCAGGAAGGAAAAGUGCAUAUUUUUAUGUGACAAGCAUUAGGUUGCAAAUGCCUCUACAAAUGAAAUAUUGUAUAAAAUCCACAUGAAAAAAGAAAAAUGGAUGAUUUGAGAACUGAAUGGAUUAAGGAAAGAGUUCUAACAUUUAUGGGAGAAACAGAUGAAACAAUAUUUGAUGAUAUGCUACAGAGGAGUGGUGAAAUCAAACAAGAAUUGGAAGGAUUUUUAAAUAGAGACCAAUUGUUUGUGUCUGAUGAGAGUUAUAGAACAAUAAUAUUUUAUAAAUCUUAUGUUGAUGCAAUUAUUGAAGAAGAAAUAUUGGUUCCAGAAGUUGUUAAAAAAUCUAAAACUCCAUCUCGUUCAGAAACCCGUUCAUCUCAAGAAGAAGUGACAAAAAAGGAAGAUCCCGAUGAGGAAAUAGAUAAAGAUGUUAAGGACAAAGGGAAAGUAAAGGGAAAAGGCAAAAUCAAAAGUGGGAAGAAAGGGAAAACAAAAUCUGAAGAUAGUGAAUCAAUUGAGGCAACAUUAGAAGAAACAAAUUCUGCAGAAAGUCCUGGUGAAACAAGUUCUCCUGUGACAGAACAUGAAGGAUUAAAGAAGGAUGAUGGAGAAGCAGAGGAGGACGAUGAAACCAAAAAGAAAAAGAAGAAGAAGAAAGGCAAAGGAGAAGGAAAAAGAAAGAAGAGUGGUAGAAUAAGUCCUGAGACCUUGGUUGAAACUGUACCGGAGCCUGAACCAGAGCCUGAGCCAGUAACUGCUUCUGAGAUUCAGCUAGGACAGGAGAGUCCCACUGAGCCUGAACCAGAAAAAAAAGUGGAAAAAGUUAUACAGAAACCUAUUUUGCAUGCAUUGUUUGGACGCAUCCCAAAGGAGUAUGAUGAAGAGGGUAUGAGAUGCAAGUUUGUAUAUUUUUUACGGUAUUAUGAAGAUGGAGUUCCAGAAGUUUCAAGCCUUAAAGAGGCAUGGCAAUUACUACCUCAGUGUAUUCUAGUUGGAACAAUGGAAAGUGACUAUUUCAUAUAUGUGAAUAGAAUGAUUAAAAAUUUACUUUCACCAUUUGUUGAAAUGAUGUACCAUGAACCAAGUCAUAUUGAUAUUAAAGAAAAGAUGCAAAUAAAAGCAAAAGUAAAUUUACAAGACACAGAAUUGGGUAAUAUUUCCCAUAAGACACCAUCAUAUUACAUGGACCUCAUAGUUGAUAUGAAUAAAAGUGCUGAAAAACGAGCUUCUUUAGUACCAGCAGUUCAUCCAAAACAAAUUCCACAACAUGAUUUGAGUGGACAUCAUGUGGAUUUCAGUAGUAAUGAUUUAGUCCAUCUAACAUUUGGGAAGAGAUUUCAAUCACAACAAGCUGUAAUUUCUGAUUCUUGGCCAGAGAAAAUUACUGCAAAAAGGCUCAUUGGUAGUAUGGAAGUAGAUGGAAGUAUUGAAGAUGAAAUACAAAGGGAUAAUGCUCACAAACACUUUCUGUUGGAGAAGUUAAAUCAAAUCCAUGAUAUUAUUCAGUGGACAAUUGAUCACAAAGAAGAUCCUGACAGUUCUGUUCUACCUUAUAUUGAAGUAUUUCAUGAUCCCAGUACCAUAGAUCUUGUUAAUUCACCAAAAGAUCCAGUUAUUGUAGAACAAUUGGAGAAAGACAUUUCUACUUUACAGACAUCUGUGAAAGACAUUUUGCAGACUGCAUUAAUACAAAAGCUUACUGGCAAGGAGCCUCUUGAUGAAUACACAUUCUGGGAAGAACGUUUUAAAACAUUGCAUACUGUCGUGGAAGAAAUGAAAUUAAUUCAGUCUAAUGUUGAUAAAAUAGUUGAAGUUCUAAAAAUAGCUCAGUCAUCACAUGGUGACAGUUUCGUGGAGAGUAUGUCAUUUUUCAUGAAAAAUUAUCACGAAGCCCUUAGUAAUCAUACAUUUUUGAGCUCAAUUCAGAGGUAUUUUGAGACAAUAACAGAAUUCUCUAGCUUCCAGAAAGUGAAACAUGCAAUUGAGUAUGUGAUGAAAAAAUUGUACCUGAUAUGGAUUCUGUCAAGUUAUUACAACAAAGAUGAUACAAUGGUUUCCUUAAUGGAGAAAAUAGCUUAUGUCUUACUCAAGAAUGUAGGAAAAUUUUUGGAAAUCAAAACCCUUCUUGAGUUACCUUUAGAAGAGAUCCAAUUCACACUUGAAGAGUGUAGUAACGUACUAAUGACAUGGAAAAACAGCUAUUUUGAUGUUCGAAAAAUGAUUGAAGAAAAGGGAAGAAGUCAUAGAUGGGAAUUUGAUAGAAAUCGAUUAUUUCGUGAAUCAGAAUGGAUUAGAACUGUAUGUAAUGACUUGCUUAAAAUAACGAAGGUUUUAAAAGAGUUCAAUAAUAUUUUUGGAGCAGAACUCAAGUCUGAACUUGAAGAUCCUGCGCAUGUUGAUGCUAUAAUGGAUCGUGUAUAUACUCUUCUAGAUCCAAUUAAGAAUUCUGAAUUUGAUAUUUAUGAUUGGAAAGACUCACAUCAAGCUAUUAAAUUGCUUUUGAAGUUUACACAUUUUGAGACAAGGCCUGUAAUUCAUGAAGAAUUGAAGCAUAAAUUGCAGUGUGUUCUUCAACAUUACAAAAAGGAAUUAUUGGAUAUUGAAAGCGAUUUCCAGAAACACAAAGAAGAUCCUCCUCUUGAUCGUAACCGCCCUUUUUUUGCUGGGUCUCUACAUUGGACAAAAGGGUUGUAUUCAGCUCUGAGAAAACCUGUUCUUAGUUUUCAGGAAGUGCCAGAAUUUCAUGAAAAUGAACUGAGAAAAAAUGUUACUAAUGAUUAUCUUGAGGUAGCAGCUGAAUUGAAAAACUAUAUGGACAAGAAAUAUACUGUGUGGUUAGAUAAAUCAAUUCCUACUGUUCAAAAAAGUCUCAAAAAAAAUGUUUUAAAAUGUAUGCAUAUUCACAAGACAAAAACCGGUGAAAAGUCAAGAACUUGGGAAAGUGCCGCUCUUCAAAGACUUUUAAAAACUAGUUACAGUGUGUACAAAAUGAAAGAAAAGGAUGCAAAUCGACGCACAUCAUAUGCAAGCACUCAGUCUUCUAUUCCUGUUUGGAAAAGGCCACCUACACCAGUCCAUGUAACUAUGAGUCAACGUGCCCGUGCCACCAAACAACCGAAGUCCAUACUCACUGGAGUGAGCUUGCGGGUGGCAUUAUUUGCCACAAGGUUCAAAAGAAAAAGAAGUUCUAGAUUUACUCAUAGUCCUACUUAUAGUUCUGAGUAUGAAAUGCACAAACAUGAUCUUCGUAGAGAUCACGGCUUUGAUGAUUAUGAGAUAAUGGAAUGGGAAGAUACUCCAGAGAUGACUAAAUUUCAAAAUUUCCUUCUGAACUGGAUUGAAGAUAGGAGGGGAAGUAGGUAUCUACCAUGGCCAAGUGUAAUGAAAAGUACAAUUCUUCUCGAGUACAAUUUACGUUUUGAUGUGAACUUCAACAAUGACCUGCUUGAUACUUUGGAAGAAGCGAUAUUAAUGGAGGAUCUGGGAUAUUCCUUACCAGUUUAUCUUCAUGAUAUUGUUGUUCAGAAAGAUAAUAUUGCAUUGGAACAUGAAAAAAUAUGUAAAAUGGUUUCAUCAUAUAAUGAUUUAUUGUCAGGUUUAGCAAAGGCUGAGCUUUGUUUUUUGAAAAAUCAUUUAGUAGAGAUAGAAGAAAAAUUUCACAGAGGCCUUGUUCGUGUUAACUGGGCUAGUUUGGAUAUUGAUCAUUAUAUCAAUGUGUGUCAAGAAGAUUUAACAUCAUUAUUUAAUCUCAAAAAACAAUUACACAAAAUUGCGGAUGAACUUCAAGCAAGAGUUCGAUUGUUACCAACAUAUAAUCUUUUCUAUGUCAAGAAUCCUGGAAAAGGUUAUUUUAGAAUCUCAGCAAAGGGUUUUUUUGCGCAGUUGACAAAGUUUCGUAAUGAAGAAUUUAUAAAAAUUGUUGCCAUAUACAGAACAAUAGCACCUAUGCUGAUUAAAUUAGAAAGUCUAGUAUUACAGACAUGUACAGGGACAUCCACUUUAAUGGUGCCCUACUAUUCUGUUUGGGAAGCUGAAGCUUAUGAUGCACUUCUAAAGUUAUGCAUAAUUAAUAUUAAAAGUUUCAUUCGAUUUCUACAUACCAAGACAGCCUAUUUUAGAGUUGAUACAACACUGAAUCCUCCUAAUGUUGUCCUUUGCCCAUCUCCAAAGGGGAUUUAUAACAUUAUAAUGCAAAGUGUCCGUGACUUUGUAGAGAGAUGGAAAAGGUACCAAAAUUUAUGGUUGUAUGACAAACAUCGCAUUACUGAACUGUUUGCCAGCCGCAACCCUCCUUUAAGAGCAUAUGAUGAAAUGUUCUUUUAUUAUGAAAAUGUCAUACAAGAAUGUAAAAAACUGGAUUUGUACAUUGAUGUAAAUUGUGUACGAAUAAAUUCCAUACCAGUUAUUGAAGCUAUUGUUGAACAUGCACUUCAAUGGAAAUAUCAGUAUGGAUCUUGCCUUGCUGCCCAAGCAAGAGAGAAAAUGAACAGUUUCAUGAAUUAUCUAAUGGUAAUUUAG
Messenger RNA from Gryllus bimaculatus (two-spotted cricket), 5090 nucleotides. NCBI's taxonomy places the organism in Eukaryota, Metazoa, Arthropoda, Insecta, Orthoptera, Gryllidae. The record is from the annotation of a GenBank genome assembly.